Messenger RNA from Drosophila ananassae, 3842 nucleotides. RefSeq names its product cullin-3-A (gene Cul3). The transcript is spliced from 11 exons. Gene Ontology annotation, cellular component: Cul3-RING ubiquitin ligase complex. The record is from RefSeq and is a predicted model, not a curated record. The coding region runs from base 579 to 3479 and encodes 966 amino acids. Gene Ontology annotation, molecular function: ubiquitin protein ligase binding. NCBI's taxonomy places the organism in Eukaryota, Metazoa, Arthropoda, Insecta, Diptera, Drosophilidae. Gene Ontology annotation, biological process: protein ubiquitination; ubiquitin-dependent protein catabolic process.
CAUUUUUGUCACUCGACAACCUAAAACAACUCUUUGCCCACGAACAAAACCGUUUCGUUAAUCUGUCAGGCUUCAGGAAUACCGAAACAACCUAAACACAGAACACUCUAAUCGCUUUCUCUCUCAAAAAAAAAAAAAAAAAAAAUCAAAAAUCAAAAUAAAUGAAAAAAAUAACGAGAAUACAUAAACAAGAAAACUUCAAAACACCGGCCGGGGCAGGACACAAAAAGACCGUGUAGACCUGUAUGAGGAGAGCAGGGUGAAGGGCGAGACGCGAGUAAGCGAGCGAAGUGCAUUGAGGAGGAGGAAGUGGAUCGGUGGAUCAGUGGAUCAGUUCCGCGCGUGGCGGAUGUUGAGCAAAAGCCGUCAUCAUUAGGUCGUCAAACCGAAGUCGGUCCCGCACGGCACCGGCAGCGGGACAUCAGCAAGCCCGCCGCUCCCAGGCGCUGGGCGAGGAUCAAAGAGUCCAUCGUGAGCGUGAACGUGAACGUGAUCGGGAUCGGGAACGGGAUCGGGAUCGGGAGCGUGAACGGGAUCAUCGGCAAAGGUUAAGUGAACAGGAGCAGCAUCGCCAUUCGAUGCACGGACGCGAUCACCGCCAACACCAACAUCAUCAUCAGCCGGAUCAACUGAACAACCUCAACGUCCACAGUCACGUCCGCCAACAUAAUCGCAUUGUGGCCGGCUCAAAUAAUUUCAAUCCGGCGGGCGGCAAUAGCAAUGGCAAUGUCAAUGGCGGCGCAACUAUGGACAGCGGAACCGUCUGUCGGAUCUCCAGGCAUUCUGUUGUUGUCGGCCAGCAGCAACAGGCGCGCAAUCUGACCCAUAAUGUCUCCAAUGCCUCCUUUUCCUCCCAGCAUCAGCAGCAGCAACAUCAACAACAACAACAACAGCAACACCAUCAUCAGCUGCAGCAGCAACAACAUCGUCUACCACCUUCUGGGACGGCUGCUCUCCAGCGGCGCUCGCAUCACCAUCAUACCGCCAGAUCUGGUCGAAAUGCAGUUCCAGUUGCUGCACCGAUAACCACAUCAGCUGCCGUACCCGCACCCGCUUCCAAUAACACUGAAGCUACCAGUACUACAACUACCACAUCAGAUGUCACCGGUACCGAUAAUAAUAACAAUAACGAUGCAUCACCAGCAAUACCAGAAACUGGGGCCCUCGGCUGCCGCUAUCCACUCUGGCUGCCCGAGUAUAAGCGCAAAGCUUUUAAUGCCUCAAUGGAUGAAAAGUACGUGGAAACAAUUUGGGCCAGCCUUAAGAAUGCCAUCCAGGAAAUUCAGAAGAAAAACAACUCAGGAUUGUCGUUCGAACAGCUAUAUCGUAAUGCCUACAACAUGGUGUUGCACAAACAUGGCAACCGACUCUACUAUGGCCUUCGGGAGGUUGUCUCCGAGCAUCUGGAGCACAAGGUGCGAACGGAGGUACUGGAGAGCCUGCACAGUAAUUUCCUGCCCAAGUUGAAUCAAGCCUGGACCGAUCACCAGACCUCGAUGGUAAUGAUCCGCGACAUACUCAUGUACAUGGACCGAGUUUAUGUGCAGCAGCGAGAGGUGGACAAUGUAUACAAUCUGGGAUUGAUUCUGUUUAGAGAUCAGGUUGUUCGCUUUUCGGAAAUCCAGAAGGCAUUGCGAGAGAAACUGCUUGGCAUGGUGAUGGAGGAGCGGCAUGGCGAGGCCAUUAACCAUUUGGCGAUCAAGAAUGCUUGCAGUAUGCUAAUUACCUUGGGCAUCAACUCGCGCACAGUUUAUGAGGAGGACUUUGAGAAGCCAUUCCUCGCCCAGUCGGCGGCGUUCUAUAAAUUCGAGUCUCAGAACUUUCUUGCCGAGAACAACGCUGGCGUUUACAUCAAGAAAGUAGAGGCACGCAUCACGGAGGAGUCCUCGCGAGCGGCACUCUAUUUGGACAAGGACACAGAACCACGCAUUGUGCGUGUCGUAGAAGAGGAACUGAUCAAGAAGCAUAUGCGUCCCAUUGUUGAAAUGGAGAAUUCGGGCGUUGUGUAUAUGAUAAAGAAUUCAAAGACCGAGGACCUGGCCUGCACAUACAAGCUCUUCUCGAGACUGAAAGAGGAGGGCCUCAAAGUGAUAGCAGAUACCAUGUCGGCGUAUCUGCGCGAACAAGGACGCAUGCUGGUCAAGGAGGAGGAGAACGGAAACACAAACCCCAUCACGUUCGUGCAGAACCUACUGGAUCUUAAGGAUCGCUUUGAUCAGUUUCUGGUGCACUCAUUCAGCAAUGAUCGCAUAUUUAAAAACGUCAUCUCAUCUGAUUUUGAACAUUUCCUCAAUCUGAAUAACAAAUCUCCCGAAUAUUUGUCACUAUUCAUUGACGACAAACUGAAAAAGGGCGGCAAAGGAAUGAGCGAGCAGGAGAUUGAAUCCAUUUUGGAUAAAACAAUGGUGCUCUUCCGUUUCCUAUUGGAGAAAGAUGUCUUUGAGCGCUAUUAUAAGACGCAUUUAGCCAAGCGAUUGUUGCUAAAUAAAUCAGUCUCAGACGAUUUCGAAAAGAACAUGAUAUCCAAACUAAAGACUGAAUGCGGCUGUCAAUUUACCUCGAAGCUAGAGGGCAUGUUUAAAGACAUGUCUGUCUCCAAUACGAUCAUGGACGAGUUUAAAAACUUUGUAAAUAAUAACAAUUUAUCUCUGGGCGGUGUGGAGCUUACGGUACGCAUACUAACAACUGGAUUUUGGCCCACCCAGACGGCAACUCCCAACUGCAACAUACCCGCCGCACCCCGCGAAGCCUUUGAUAUAUUCAAAAACUUCUAUUUAAAUAAGCACUCAGGUCGUCAGCUGACGCUACAGCCUCAGAUGGGCACUGCUUAUAUUAACGCUGUUUUUUAUGGCCGCAAAGCAGCAGACACUGAAAAGGAUAAGGAUGCUCCGAGCUCCAGCUCUAGCGGCUGUGCUGUGCCUACCACCACCCGCAAGCAUAUUCUGCAAGUGUCCACAUACCAAAUGUGCGUUCUGCUUCUAUUUAACAAUCGAGAUGUGCUAACCUACGAUGACAUCCACCAGGAGACGGACAUACCGGAAAGAGAGCUAGUCCGAGCUCUCCAAUCUCUUUCAAUGGGCAAGCCAGCGCAGCGACUGCUAGUCCGGAACUCAAAAACGAAAACCAAGGAUAUUGAGCCCACGGAUGAGUUCUAUGUGAACGAUGCCUUUGUAUCCAAAUUCCACAGGGUUAAGAUUCAAACUGUGGCAGCCAAGGGUGAAUCGGAGCCAGAGCGCAAGGAGACGCGUGGAAAGGUCGACGAGGAUCGUAAGCACGAGAUUGAAGCAGCUAUUGUACGCAUCAUGAAGGCGCGUAAGCGUAUGGCUCACAACCUACUGGUUUCGGACGUGACGUCGCAGUUGAAGUCGCGCUUCUUGCCGUCACCUGUGUUUAUCAAGAAGCGAAUCGAGGGCCUCAUCGAGCGCGAAUAUCUGCAACGAUCGCCCGAGGAUCGAAAGGUGUAUAAUUAUUUGGCUUAAGCGGGCCGCAAGCGGCGGUAGCGGCAGUAUAAUGAGCACGAUCCGGAUCAUACUCAUCAUUAAAUUGCAAAUUGCAAAACACACAGUAAACCAAACUGAAAAUCAUCGCUCGAACAGCAGGCGCCUGACAAAUCGAGCAGCAAUUAUAAUUUUGACCAAGAUUAUAGAUGACCUCCAGUCAAGAAACUGAAAGCAUACAGUUACCAAUAAGUGCGCCCCCGAAUUGUGAAAUUCCCCUUUCGCAGACUCUUUUUUUGUAAGCCUGACAUUCAAAAUUGAACAGUUAAAAAAUGCAAUUGGAUAAUGCGAGCCUCCUCACGACACAGCUAUUAUCCUUCUAAUAUAUUUCUUAAUAUUCUCUAA